UCAUUCCGUGGGAUGAGGAAACAGAACAAGGGUGAGUUGAGAGACAACUGGAAGCUCAUUCUUGAACAGACCAGCAGUGCUGUGGAGCAGGGCUGGGGAUUCUGACAGUGACCUUUAUGGACACCUUCCACAUUGGAGCGGUUCCUUGUCUGGACGAUGUGUGAUACCCCUGUUCUGGUGUGAGGACUCAGUGGCUCUGCAGAGGGAGAUCCCCACAGAAAUGGUCUUGGCACUCCCACACCUAGACCCUGGGGUAGCCCCCACAAUGCAGCCCUCCCAGGAUGACGAGCUCCAGAAGCAGUACCUGGACUUGCUGCAGAUGAAGAAGGAACUAGAAGAAAGCUGUAAGAAGAAAGAUGAGCUUCUCCAUGAUGCACAAAGAGCCUUAGCAGAGGAGCGGGACAAAAGAGAGACAGCGGAGAGAGAAAAGCAGCUUCUUGAGGAAAGGUGUGAAGAACUGCAGCAAAAGUUAAAGCUUAUAGAAAUAACUUUCAAGAAAUCCAUGAUCCAGUUGAAAAAGGAGAUGGAAGAGAGAGAAAACCUUCAGAGAGAGCAGGAUGAGAGGAUUCGGAGGCUUGAGGCCCAAAUGAACGCUUUGACUGCAAAUAAGCAAAAUGCUAAAAAUUACUGCUUUUCAAAGAUAAUUGCAAAUGAUAAGGAAGAAAACAGUUUGGAGCCUUCAUGGUGGUGUAAAAUUUGCAUGCUGAUAAACGAGUUGUUUUCACUAAUUACCAGGUUUUUCACUUGUGGAUAAUUUCAGGCUGGUUUCUCCUUGAAGUCUUGGAUUUCCUGAAUCCCCGAAAUUGGGUUGUGUGGCCCUCCUUUGUACUCGCAUUGCACCUGCAGCAUGAUUUUGAAAAUUUAAAUUACCCAUUUACUCUGUCUCACUGGUGAUGCCUCCCUACCAAGGACUAGUUUAUCUUUGUCAUUGUAAUCUUAGCUCCUACUUCUGUGUCCAGCACUUGAUCAGUAAGUGGAAAAUGUUGGUUGAAUAAAG
Neomonachus schauinslandi (Hawaiian monk seal) is the source of this 997-nucleotide messenger RNA. RefSeq names its product guanylate-binding protein 4-like. The transcript is spliced from 6 exons. The record is from RefSeq and is a predicted model, not a curated record. Gene Ontology annotation, molecular function: GTPase activity; GTP binding. NCBI's taxonomy places the organism in Eukaryota, Metazoa, Chordata, Mammalia, Carnivora, Phocidae. The coding region runs from base 221 to 754 and encodes 177 amino acids.